CUUCACCUACUCCUGUGGCCUAUCGGAAGGCGUGCGUCACCGACGCCUCCUCCUCCUGCUCUUUUCGGCAUGGCCUUGUUGAUCCGCUGGGCACUUACAACGCGAUAGCCCAAACCUGCCUUUCCUUAAUCCCUUUUCCUGCCCGAGCGGAUCGGAGUUGAGCCUAACUUAUCCCCACGGCGUGUUGGCGAUGGCAUCACGGGCUCCUCCCCCCAGCCGGCUGAGGGCAGCGAGGCUUCAGCUCGGGGUGGGACUCGUGGAGCGUAGAUUCCGCUUCCGGUGUGUAUUGUGUGUAUCUUUCGGGGGCUGGAGGAGGCGGCAGUGGCCUCGGCAGCUCCGGUCCCCCGGUCCCCCGGACCCCUGGACCUGGACCUGGGGGAGGUAAGUGGGAAUACCUUCCCCUCCCCUCCGACUUCUGCUGCCCUUUUCUCCCUGACUGGCUUCAGCUCUGUGCUCCAGCGUCCCCGCGCCCUGUUACUACGUCACUGCCACCCCCAGCACGUAACAAUCGCCUUCCUCCUCCUGCUUGGGGGGCCGGUGCUAACGUCACCUUUGCCCUGAUGAUGUCAGGACGUCUAACGUUGUCUAGCUACAUCGCCUUACCAUCUCCCCUGUACCAUAUUUUUUUCAUGAGCCUCAUCGUUCAACUUCAUGAUGUCAUAGACAUCUUGCACUCCAUCAUAACAGUCCGAGAUACUCUGCUCUUUUGGAGUCACACUCACUCUUACUGCCGGCCAGAGGUCUUGCUUUCCCUACCCCUCCCCGAAAAGUCACGUCUGGCAGAGCUGGAGAGAGGAAAUAAGGGUGUGCUGGGGAAACUGUCGGGGGCCAAUGCUUGGAAGAAAAGAAUAGUAAAGUUCGGGACUCCCAAAGAUAGGGAGAAGAAUGGUAAUUCCCACAGUUUGCCCCUCAUCCACUGGCACUUUCAGAGAAGGAAGAGAAUCUGUUUCAUCACUCACAGAGGCUGGGUGGUCCUUCCCUUUUCCCAUCCUAAUGCCCUGUUCAGUAUUGGCUCCUAAGCUACAGAGACUACAACUCUUCCCCAGGCCUUCCUGAAAAGAAGCAGGGUGGCAUCCAUCCUCAUCCCAAUUCAAGUCCUGUGAAAGAGUGAGGCAUGAAUGACCCAUGAUGAAAUAUAUGAAAAAAAUUGGUGAGGAAUAGGCCUAGAAGAAAGAUGAAGAGCAACUCUAGGAGAGAAGAAUGAUUGGGACAAAUUGGAGGAUGGGAAAAAAUAGUAGCUACAGGUGAAUGAUGGCAGAUACAGGCCUGAUUGAGGCAGGGGCCUCAGCGGCCUCAGCGGCUACAGCUCUGGAGAACUUACAGGUAGAGGCAAGUUGUUCGGUGUGCCUGGAGUAUCUGAAGGAGCCUGUCAUCAUUGAAUGUGGGCACAAUUUCUGUCGGGCCUGCAUUACCCGUUGGUGGGAAGAACUGGAAAGAGAUUUCCCCUGUCCUGUUUGUCGCAAGACAUCACGUUAUCGCAGCCUCCGACCCAACAGGCAACUGGGCAACAUGGUGGAAAUUGCCAAACAGCUACAAGCUGUCAAGCGGAAGACCCGGGAUGAGAGCCUCUGCCCCCAGCACCAUGAAGCCCUUAACCUCUUUUGCUGCGAGGACCAGGAACCUGUAUGCUUGGUGUGUGAGAUCUCCCAUGCCCACCGGGCUCACACCAUCGUGCCACUGGAUGAUGCUGCACAGGAGUACAAGGAGAAGCUGCAAAAGUGUCUGGAGCCUCUGGAGCAGAAACUGCAGGAGAUCACCCAGUGCAAGUCAUCUGAAGAGAAGAAACCUGGGGAACUCAAGCGUCGAGUGGAGAGUAGGAGGCAGCAAAUUGCUGGAGAGUUUGAGGAAUUACAUAGACGGCUAGAAGAAGAGCAGCAGCUUCUGCUUUCUCGAUUGGAGGAAGAGGAGCAAGACAUCCUUCAGAGGCUUAGGGAAAAUGCUGCACAGCUUGGGGAACAACGUCGAGACCUUGCCCGCCUUGCUGCUGAGAUAGAGGGCAAGUGCCUACAAUCAGGUUUUGAGAUGCUCAAGGAUGUCAAAAGCACCCUGGAAAAAUGUGAGAAGGUGAAGACCAUGGAGGUGACCUCGGUCUCCAUUGAGCUGGAAAAGAACUUCAGCAGCUUCCCCCGACAGUACUUUGCCCUAAGGAAGAUCCUUAAACAGCUGAUGGCGGAUGUCAUCCUGGAUCCAGAAACAGCUCACCCUAAUUUAGUCCUGUCAGAGGACCGAAAAAGCGUCAAGUUUGUGGAAACUCGGCUCCGGGAUUUACCUGAUACUCCUCGGCGCUUUACCUUUUACCCCUGUGUCCUGGCCACAGAGGGCUUCACUUCAGGUCGUCACUACUGGGAGGUGGAAGUGGGUGAUAAAACCCACUGGGCAGUAGGUGUGUGCCAGGACUCUGUGAGCCGAAAAGGCGAGCUAACUCCACUGCCUGAGACUGGAUACUGGAGGGUUCGACUGUGGAAUGGGGAUAAAUAUGCAGCCACAACUUCACCUUUCACCCCUCUCUGCAUAAAAGUGAAACCCAAGCGGGUGGGUGUAUUCCUGGACUAUGAGGCUGGCACACUGUCUUUCUACAAUGUUACUGACCGCUCGCACAUCUAUACUUUUACUGAUACCUUCACUGAAAAACUUUGGCCCCUCUUCUACCCGGGUAUCCGAGCAGGACGGAAGAAUGCAGCACCUCUUACCAUCCGGCCUCCAACAGAUUGGGAAUGAUGAUGGGAAGGGACAGGGUGGGAUGUUAAAGUAAUGAUGGUGAUAGGGGAGACAGGUAUUUGGAACUGUGUCUCUUAAUUUCCUGUGUCCUGCUGCUAGAAGUUUCCUUACUAUCAGGCUUAUGUCCUAUAUCCUGGAGAAGGUGAAGUAGUAGGGAAGAUUAUCGUAGGAAAGAUACUGGGCCUGGAAGAGAGUCUUAGAGAUCACACACCUAAAGACUGAUUUCUUCCCAUUUUGUGAAGAUGGGGGAGAGAGGUUUACUGAAGGAGAGAAUGUCUUGGUUGCCUGCUCUAUGUUAAACCAAUUUCCUCAUUGCCAGAGGACUUUAGGGGGCCCAAUUCCCUCCAAAACAGAAAUAGGUGCAGGGAACCCUGAAGUCUCUGUUCACCCAUUUGGGGUGAUUCUAUAUGUCCAGGACAGUUUUGUUCAUUUGAGGGAAGCAGGAUAAUCUCUGUAUCCCUAGAAUGAAAUAAAGGUGAAUUGUCAGUCACAUGGGAAGAAGAGUGUUAAAGUUGGUCUGGGUCAAAGCUAAAAGAAGAUUGGGAAAGGAAAGUUGGGAAAAGAGGGUUGAAGAGGAGAGAGCCAGAGGUUCCAGCUACAGGGAAGAAUACAAAAUGAGUCUCCUGGUUAUUCCCUAGCUAGGUGUAGUAGAGAGAAAGAAAAAAUUGAUACCUUCUCCAGCUUUCUUGAAGUUAUACUGUCUCAAGCACAUUACUGGUGAAGAUAAUGAAAAUUACAGGCAGAGAAAUGUUUGGAGCCCAAAAAUGGCAAACACUCCCCAAGAUGACUCAGGAAUUAUGAUGAAGGAAUUGUUUCUGUUUGUCCUGACUAUGAAAAGGGUUUGAAUAGAUGGAACUAUAGCACAGAAGUGGGAAAGUAGUAUGAUGAUGGAGGGUAGGGAAAGCACUGGAUUUGAACUUGAGAAACAGAUUGAAAUCCUGAUUCUGCCAUUUAGUAGCCACAUGAGCUUGGACCAGUCCCUUGCUCACUCUUAACUGAUUAGUUACCUCAUCUGUCAAAUAAUGGGAUUGAACUAGAUAAUCUGAGAUCCCUUCUAUAAUACUAAUUGUACUAUUAAUGGAACCAGAAAUAUUCCUCUCAUUCACUUCCUACAUUUGGAGCUGGCAGGAUGAGUAAGGGGGGACCAGGCAGCACUUUUCACCUCAUUACUAAGGUUUCCAACAAUGUUUUUAAAUCCUGAACCUACACUUGUAUCUAAACCUUUUACCUAUUGUCAUACCUGAUUUACUGCCAUGUUCAAACUAAGGCUCGCCAAAGUAGAAUGAAGGCAAAUAUGUUGCCAAAAGCAUACACAGUCCGUGGCUAUUGAUAACCAAGAUUUUGUAUACAAGCAAGCAUCACUGUCACAAGCUUAUUGAGUGAAUCAGAUUUGUCCAGGCUCCCUUCAACCUUCCCUGCACCCCCAAGCCAAAAAAAGUUUUCUCACAGUA
Molecule: messenger RNA, 4169 nt
Organism: Sarcophilus harrisii (Tasmanian devil)
Lineage: Eukaryota; Metazoa; Chordata; Mammalia; Dasyuromorphia; Dasyuridae
Product: E3 ubiquitin-protein ligase TRIM39
Exons: 9
Coding region: 1249-2718 (489 amino acids)
Molecular function (GO): zinc ion binding; protein binding
Source: RefSeq, a predicted model, not a curated record